Messenger RNA from Maniola jurtina (meadow brown), 1262 nucleotides. RefSeq names its product nucleic acid dioxygenase ALKBH1 (gene AlkB). Gene Ontology annotation, biological process: oxidative RNA demethylation. Bases 190 to 1251 code for a protein of 353 amino acids. Gene Ontology annotation, molecular function: ferrous iron binding; broad specificity oxidative DNA demethylase activity; oxidative RNA demethylase activity. Gene Ontology annotation, cellular component: nucleus; cytoplasm. The record is from RefSeq and is a predicted model, not a curated record. NCBI's taxonomy places the organism in Eukaryota, Metazoa, Arthropoda, Insecta, Lepidoptera, Nymphalidae. The transcript is spliced from 3 exons.
UUUUGUUUUCAAUCAAAUCAAAUCAAAUCUUUCAACCAAUUUUUCAACUUCAGGAACUUAUAACUUUUAUUUCCCUAUUGUUUUAUCACAGGUUUUUAUUUUUAAAUAUUUUAAAUAUGAUUAACCUAUAAACUAUAAACCUUAAUAAACAGCUGUUGAAACAAUGUGGUCUGAAUUUUGAAAUUGAAAAUGGAAAAUGCAAGGGAAAAUGCUGAUAAUGAUUUAUCUCACGACCUCCCUCAGUACGAAAGCAUGUUUAUGAAAAGUUUUAAGUAUUACAAAUCAAAAAGACCUCUACCUUCGCUUGAACAAGUUAUAAAUUAUGAAUAUUGUGAUAAAUCACUAGAGAUGACCACAGUCCAGUGUUGUCUUAACAACAACAAAGAUCCAAGAGCAAGUAGUUUGGGUUUACAGGAUUCUAAUAACUGGAAGAUGUUCGAGUUUGAAAAUCAUCCAGGUUUAUUAUUAAUAAAAGAUCCAUUUACAAGCAUGGGGCAAAAAUUUUGGAUUAGAAAAUGUUUAGAAGAAUAUCCGAAAAAGCCUAAUAAAACUAAUAUUGAUGUAGAAAGACAUAUCGAGGAUUGGUGGAGAGAUUGUCACAAAGGUAACAAAUGUGAUAAGAACCUAAAGAAAAAGUUACGCUGGACUACAUUGGGAUAUCAUCACAACUGGGAUUCAAAAGUGUACAGUGAAGAUAAUAGAACAACUUUUCCAGUUGAGUUAGCAGAGCUGUGUGAUGUUGUUGCACACCAUCUGGGGUUUGAAGGCUUUAGAGCAGAGGCGGCCAUUGUCAACUACUACCACAUGGGUUCCACACUCUCUGCUCAUACAGAUCACUCAGAGGUCAACUUGGAAGCUCCUCUAUUUUCCUUUAGUUUUGGCCAAUCUGCAAUAUUUCUAAUAGGAGGUCAUGACAAGUCAAAAGAACCUUUAGCUAUACUUCUCAACAGUGGGGACAUAGUUGUUAUGUCCAAAGAAGCCAGACUGUGCUACCAUGCAGUCCCCAAAAUAUUACCAGCGUCCACACAACCAUGGAAUAAAGAAGAACAUUUAAUAAGUAUGAAACAGAAAGGGACUAAAUUUAAGUUCAUAGAUGAAGCAAAACUUAUACUAGAAAUGGAAAGAAAUAUUGAGAACAAAGAAUGGAGUAAGUUUAAUAGUUAUGUCGAGGAAUCAAGGAUUAACAUUAAUGUAAGACAAGUGUUAAAUGCAAAUCAGGAAAGUUUAUUGGAUUGUAAGAAUAAUACAUGAAAUGAUUACAA